Capronia coronata CBS 617.96 is the source of this 3807-nucleotide messenger RNA. RefSeq lists its product as uncharacterized. Lineage: Eukaryota; Fungi; Ascomycota; Eurotiomycetes; Chaetothyriales; Herpotrichiellaceae. The record is from RefSeq and is a predicted model, not a curated record. The transcript is spliced from 2 exons. The coding region runs from base 1 to 3807 and encodes 1268 amino acids.
AUGCCAACCCUCAAGGAUCUGGUUUGCCAGGUCCUGUGGGCUGAUACAGCUUCUCCUUUCCCCGAACAUGGAACUCAGUACGGGGACGGCGUGGUUGAGACGUACAUUGCCAUUCCUAGUCAUCCUCAAGCCUUCAACAUUCGACUUAGUUCACGGAAGUUCAUCUACGAAGGGUUGGCAAUGGUUGUCUUCAUCGACGGAGAGUAUCAAUGCAACCGAAACCGAGUCAACUUACAACCUCCCAGGAAAGACAUAUCCAAGAGCAGAAGCGUCGUUGAAUUUGUUGUGAGACAGAAAGAGAAGCCCAUGGGAGAUGGAACAUACAUGGGCCGAGAGUGGCGCUUCGACGACUACAACCUUGUGCCUAAGAUGCCCCAAGGUAUUGACGACACCCACUUUCGUGAGCUUGGAACAAUCGAAGUCCUGGUCUUACGCUGCCGGAUGUCGGACGUCGAAGAGGAUAUGUCGACAUCUUCUUCUGCCGAGGACAGUGAUAUUUUUGGUUCAAGAGUUGACAGCGAUGGACAAAGCACAUGCCAAUCACGCACAACCUCCCAGGGUGAAGCCGAACGUGCAAAAGACGACACACCAGAAAAUGAAGCAGAUAGUCUACUGGCCGGCAUGACGGGUCUCUUUGACGGUCCCGGCGAUGAAUAUCCGCCAAUGUAUGACAAUUUCCAAGGUGAUGCGCCUCCGAACCGUUAUCCUCCCUGGGCAUGGCAUUCUCAGGGGGGUCAAUCAGCGCCAUAUAGCCCGCAUGAGGCGACCUCAUAUGCGCAGAACUACCGUCCAGAUCCUUUCUAUCAACACCCUGGUGGACCCUCUCACACAUAUCGACCGACUUCAAGCACACCUUCCUAUGAGCAUCAUGCCUACCGCCCUCCAAGACCAGAGAGACGCGUGCACUUUGAUCUUGGUGAUGGCAGAGGUCCUCAGCAACAUCACCGCAUGACAUCCGACAUGAGGUACGAUGAUCGAAACCGAUACUAUGUUCCAGGUGCUUGGAGAGAAGAACAUGACUACAACCGGCCAGUACCUGACCCGACUUACCGCGAGAGAAGUAAUCACAGAGGGACGCACUCUUACGCUGACUAUCCACCUUCACCGCGAGAUCGUCAUUACAUGUAUGAUGCCGAGGAGAAGGCAUACAGUCACUAUCCUGAUGUUAAUCUGCAUGACAGCUAUCCGCCGCGUACUCCAUCUGCCAGCUCAUACAUGCAACAUGGGAACUCUGGUCAUCCUUUUCCUCCAUAUCAGGCACACCUUCAGCCCACAGGAAUACCGAUGCCUGGUCCGACACCAUUAUCAUUUCCUGUUCGACCGUCCGCUCCCCCGCACUCUUUCCCAGCGGCGCCGUGGACUGCAAUGAAUCCACAACCAGUCCCAGUAGUCUGGCCCCUUCCACUUGCAGGUCCCGCUCAACCACCAAUACCGGGUACGGUUCCUGUAUACCCGCCGCCGAAUAAUGCACCACUCUUCCACGCUUCAGCACCCAAUCCUGCCGCCACCACGGGUGUCCCACCGGUCUCAACCUUCGCCAGCUCUGGACCCGGUCCAGCAGUUAGUCAAGCCGAUGCAGACACAGCUUGGAUGUCUGGAGCUCAGCAGACACCGGCCGUUAUCGACACCGAGAAAGAAGGGAACCAAUCCACCACAAACACCGAUGUCAAGGAUGCCGAAGAUCCCCCAAGAGACGCAGCCGGUCAGAAUUCUACAUAUCCCAGUUGGAAUGAUAAUAAACAGCCGGACAAUGCCAGCAACGAUUCGAAAGGUAGUGCAGAUAACAACAGUCCGGGCAAUGAUCAGGCCAACAAUGAGGGCCACGGCUGGGACCAGAGUGACCAGAACGCUAAGGGUUGGGGUGACGACGAACAAAAAGCAGACAGUGGCAACAAGCACUCAAAUGGAGGCUGGGACAAUUAUUCAAAGGACAAAUCGAAUGGCAACAACAAGUCCAGUUCAAAUGCAACCAAGCGUGCUCUCUACGGGCCAUACGGCGCUUAUUUCACCACAAAGGCUGCCGCAGAGACCGCAGUCUCGCCGGAUGCUGAGGAAGAGCCCAGAUAUGAUGUGCCUCGAGCCAUUGCUGAGAACAUGGGCACUUCCAAACAGGUCCAGCCUGGACCAGGAUACAUAUACAACAAAAAGAGAUGUGUUCCGGAAUACGUCGACAGCCUCGCAGAGCCAUAUGCCAGGUUUGUGUUCAAAUAUCGUACCAAAGAGCAGAUCAAGAAGGAGAUCGGAAUCGAAGUCGGACUUGACCCAACACCGAACGAGGACGCCAAUACACUGGAGAGCUUGGACAAGGCUGAAUUGAUCGAAAUGGUGCUGAGAGCAAAAGGCGCCUUGGGAGGGAAGAUACCCAGCCCACCAGCCAAAAUCACGACACCUGCAUCGACGCAUUCUAACGAACAGAUCCCCGUUUCCGCACCGGAUGUCGGCUUCCUCAGUUACAAGUUGCCAGCAGCCCGAAAGGUUUCCGAUAAUCCUGGGCUUGGGAUCCAGUCUCGACUGGCAACCAGCCCUGGCAGCAGAAAUGGCAGCCGCCGCGGCAGCGCCACGAAUGAACAACAAAAUGCAAGUUGGGCAGACAAUGGGCCGGCCAACUGGCAGGACGAAGGCAACAACAACCAGCAGAGCAGCAAUAAUGAGGCUCCAGGCGGCGGGUGGGAUCAGAACAAUAACGAAGCCAACAAUACCCGUGGUGGCUGGGAUGGACAACAGGAGAGAAGUGACGCGACAUCUCCCGAGCAAAAGCAAGACACUCCCAGACAGUCCUGGGACAGUAGCGGCGGUCGGUCAGCCGCUCAAGACGAACAUGGAGCGAGGCCCGCUGAAGAUGCAUGGAAGAAGGUCAGCUUUCACGCAUCCGGUGUCGUGCAACCAGCAACAACCUAUUCACUUUCACAAGAGGGUACUGCAGCCAGGACAAGUGGAUCGACAAGUACUUUCGUACCUUUGUCGACACCGGACUAUUCGUUCGUGCCGCAAACCCCAGCCUAUGCGCCAGCACGGCAAACAACCCCUUCCAUACGAGGCAACACACCUGUAGCGACACCCCCUUGGAUGCAAGCCAACCAUGCAUUCCCGAUCAACCCGUCUCCACCAGUCAAUGCUGCAAUGGCGGCAAUGCCAUACAUGCCAAGAUAUCCGACCAUGGCAGCAAACCCAGCAUAUGGAGCACACACACCGGUCCCAAUAUACCCGUGGCCGCAAGCAACUCCCCCGACGCAAGCAUACUCUACGAUGCGCCACACGGUUGCACCGACAAUGUCGUGGACGCACGCAAAUACCACCCGCCCAGGAUAUGUGUCAAUGCCGGUGAACCCAGGAUAUCCGACAACAAGAGCAUACCCAACAAGACCACCAAAUACGAUAUCCCCUCCCGCACCACCAAAUGUAACAUACCCAGCCUACCCAGCCUACCCAUGGUCCACACCGCCAAAUCCAGUGACCGCAACAAUGCCAGAAACAGCAAUGCCACCAGGAGUUGCAGCCGCAGCAGAUCCCUGGGCACAACAACAACCAGCAGCAGGCAGUGCUUCAGUCCAACCUCCUUCUUCCCCACCUUUGGUCGUGACAUCCCCACACCCAAUCUACUCCCCAGGCACUGCAGCCCUGGUGGCCGAAAAUCCAAUGUACGAAGAAAUGUUCCUGAAGAAUCGGCCUGUAGGCUUCGAUCCCGGUCCGCGACCGCCUACUCCGCCGAAGAAUCCGGCGCGGGAGUGGGAACAUGGACGGGAAGAGGACAAGAACUUUGAGCCUAUCGGUCCUGGUUGGUCGAGUGGACUGCCUUACGAGUGGUGA